AAUCCGUCCGAGCGGCUGGCGGGGGUUCAGACAUCAUGCAGUCACGGGUGGGUGGUGGCAAACCAUAGUCUGUGUUUGGAUCUGAAGGGAGUGUAGUUUCCACAGUGGAUCCCGGUUCACGGACACGGACACGGACACCGGGGGACCAACCGCAUUAAUGGCGUCCAGGAUGGAUUUAAAGGCCGUCAUAGAGCAGAUGGAGACCGGGGACCAGGACCAGGCUCUGGCCGCCCUGCAGGUCUACAACACGGAGAUGAACCAGUGUUUCACAUUCUCCAGUGACGAUGAAGAGGGCAGAGAGGAAAGGAUUUUACAAGAGCGUUUGGGGGAGUUGCUUCUCGGUUUCCUGAAUCGGGAGCUUCAGCCGUCGUGUCAAUUGGCCUGUCUGGAGACGGUCCGGAUUCUGUCCAGAGACAAACACUGCCUGGCUCCCUUCAUCAGCUGCUCCGCCAUGUCCACCCUAGCCCGGUACGCCGGCAUCGCUGGGGUGGGAGGUGGAGCUCCGGCCCACGAACGCCCAGAAGACGAUAACCAAGCAGACGGGGCUGAUGGAGGAGUCGGUCCGGAGGCAGCAGAAGGUUCCACUGAUGUGGUGAAGGAACCGUCACCUCCUUCAGAAAACCCCGACCAGGAGGUGAUAGUUGAGGCCCUCAAGUCCAUCUGUAACAUCCUGCUGCACAACGAGAUGGGACAGGUGGUGGCAGCAGAGCUGCAGCUGAUAAGGGGCGUGGCCGAGAGGCUGAAACAGUGUCGUGAUCCGACCUGGAACGAUGAGGUGCGGUUCUUCGACCUGCGCCUCACCUUCCUGUUGACCGCCCUGCGGGUGGACGUCCGGGCCCAGUUAGCCCGGGAGCUCCACGGUACCAGUCUCCUGGGGAACCAACUGGACGCCACGCUGGGUCUGUGCUGGCCCGACACCCUGGAGACGGCCAGGGAGGGGUCAGAGGGCGUCCCCCCCGAACAACUGCCCCCCCUCAGCCGACAGCAGACCGAACUGGCCAUGGAAAUCCUCAAAAUACUCUUUAAUAUUACAUUCGACACGACAAGACGCAAAGUGGACGAGGAGGAAGCGGCAGAGUUCAAACAUCUUGGUGCUAUUCUGAGACAUUGUCUGAUGAGUCGUGCAGAUGGAGAAGAGCGAACAGAGGAGUUCCUCAGCCACACCGUUAACCUGCUGGGGAACCUGCCCCUCCCCUGUCUGGAAGUUCUACUGGCGCCCAAAGUCCAACAAGGAUCCAUCGAGUACAUGGGGGUCAACAUGGAUGCCGUCAACAUGCUGUUGGAGUUUAUGGAGAGAAGACUGGACAGGGGCCAUAAGCUGAAGGAGACCCUCCUCCCGUCGCUGAACCUGCUGACUGAGAGCUCCCGCAUCCACCGAGAAACCAGGAAGUUCCUCAGGUCAAAGGUGUUGCCUCCUCUGCGUGAUGUGAAGAACAGACCCGAGGUCGGCAACGCCCUGAGGAACAAACUGGUCCGACUGAUGACGCACAUUGACACGGACGUCAAGGACUGCGCCGCUGAGUUCCUCUUUGUUCUCUGUAAAGAAAGUGUUUCCAGGUUCAUCAAAUACACCGGGUACGGGAACGCCGCCGGCCUAUUGGCUGCACGAGGACUGUUGAGGGGGGGGCGCGACUCUGGGAUCUACUCCGAAGAUGAAGACUCCGAGACCGAAGAGUACCGGGAGGCCCGAGCCCAUAUAAACCCAAUCACUGGUGUGGUGGAGGAGGAUCAGCCCAACCCCAUGGAGGGAAUGACGGAGGAGCAGAAGGAGUAUGAAGCCAUGAAGCUGGUCCAGAUGUUCGACAAACUGUCCAGGACCAACCUGAUCCAACCGAUGCAGCUCGGUUUGGACGGAAAGAUGAGAGAGGUGACGCCAGAAGAUCUGCACAAGCUCACCCACAAUCCUUUGCUCCAGCCACAAGAACCGCAAAACUCCGACAGUGAAGACGAGGCUUAGUGAACAAAGAAGGAAACGUUACAGAAACAACAACAACAACUAAAGCAUCCAGACCAGAUUUACAGUUCAAUGAGCAUCAACUGGAACCAACUCCUUCACUUUCGGUUCAUUAUCAGUCGUUUCGUUUUCCUCUGGUGGAGAUUUGAGCAUCGAUGGGGAUUUUCCUUGGGUUUUUUUUUUCUCUUUUUCUUCCGAUGUUUUCAUAAAGUAGCAGAAAUAGAAAGUAUGAAUGUCACUGCAGCUCAUUCAACAGCAAGGAACUUAGUAAAAUAAUCACACAAGAAUUAAUAACACAAUAAACUA
Messenger RNA from Sphaeramia orbicularis (orbiculate cardinalfish), 2260 nucleotides. RefSeq names its product RIC8 guanine nucleotide exchange factor A (gene ric8a). The transcript is spliced from 14 exons. Bases 158 to 1957 code for a protein of 599 amino acids. Gene Ontology annotation, biological process: G protein-coupled receptor signaling pathway. Lineage: Eukaryota; Metazoa; Chordata; Actinopteri; Kurtiformes; Apogonidae. Gene Ontology annotation, molecular function: G-protein alpha-subunit binding; guanyl-nucleotide exchange factor activity. Gene Ontology annotation, cellular component: cytoplasm; plasma membrane. The record is from RefSeq and is a predicted model, not a curated record.